CCAUAAAAGGACAAUUCUGACUGCUGGGAGGAGAACAUAAUGCAAGGGCAGGGGAGGAAGCAAGCAGACCGCUGGGGAGAUCGUCACCAUAUUCCAGGUUCCAAAUCAGAAGUGUGGGGAAAAAGUCAGAGCCAUUAGUUUGGAGAAUCCAGACAUCUGAGGAAAUUAGAAUUCAGGAUUCAGUCCAGUUUACAGCCGAAGUCUGCUGUGCUUUGCAAAGCUGACUCACACACCCUCGGAACCUACAGUGUUUCUGGAUUCCAGCCCCUGGGGCACCAUGUCAGACAGUCUGAGCUCGCAAGUCACAUUUGCUGUGACAGCCUGGAUGCUCUCUGUGGUCUCCAGUUCUUCCGCUCCAGCAAAUACUUUGCCAGAUAUCAAAAAUGAAGUUUUUAUCAAAGACUGUGUUCGAAUGCACAACAAGUUCCGAUCGUCAGUGACUCCAGCAGCCAGUGAUAUGCUGUACAUGACAUGGGACCCACUACUAGCUCAGAUUGCAAAAGCAUGGGCAAGCCAUUGUGAGUUUGCACACAACAAACAGUUGAAACCACCCUACAAGCUGCACCCAAAUUUCACUUCACUGGGAGAAAACCUCUGGACUGGGUCUCUAUCCAUUUUUUCUGUGUCUUCAGCCAUCACAGCCUGGUACGAUGAAGUUAAAUACUAUGAUUUCAAGACUCGGAAAUGCAACAAAGUCUGUGGCCAUUACACUCAGGUUGUCUGGGCAGACAGUUACAAAGUUGGCUGUGCAGUACACUUUUGUCCUCGAGUUUCUGGCUUCGAAGCUCUUCUCAAUGGAGCACAUUUUAUAUGCAACUACGGACCAGCAGGCAAUUACCCAACCUGGCCAUAUAAAAAAGGAUCCAGGUGCAGUGCCUGCCCCAGGAAUGACAAAUGUUUGGACAAUCUCUGCAUUAACCCGCAACGAGACAAAGUGACACGUAUGUAUAUAAACCUUAAAUUGUUUAAGAUCUAUGUGAGCUGUGUUACUGCAUUAUGGGGAACAACAUUAAUGAGAGUAUUUCAUGUCUGUUUCACAGGUUACUACUCUACUGUGUUUCCAGACUGGCCGAUAUUUCCACGUGACAGAUACACAUCUCUUUUUCUCAUAAUUCUUUCACCAAUCCUAAUACUGAGUGUUAUAAUUAUCAUUUGGGCCAAGGGCAAAUACCCUCAUUUAUUUACUUUGAAAUAAUACAAUCCAGGGAGGAAAAAAAUCCUCAUUCAAA
This is a messenger RNA of Bubalus bubalis (water buffalo), 1229 nucleotides long. It is a transcript of the gene GLIPR1, whose product is annotated as GLI pathogenesis related 1. The coding region runs from base 278 to 1195 and encodes 305 amino acids. Gene Ontology annotation, cellular component: extracellular region. The record is from RefSeq and is a predicted model, not a curated record. NCBI's taxonomy places the organism in Eukaryota, Metazoa, Chordata, Mammalia, Artiodactyla, Bovidae. The transcript is spliced from 7 exons.